CUUACGCAGUAGAUACGAGAGCAGGUAGCAAAUGCCGAGCUCCUGCAGGCAAGGUGGCUAUUGGCGCCCAGGAGUGGGUAGGGAGGUAGCUUCCCCUCAACAUUGAAGUCCUGGCGGCCCACUUCUCGUCGGGUACACACGUUAUCGUCGUCGUCGGAUGUAAGUGCCCGGGUAUCUACGGCAGUUCGAGAGAUGUCUUUGCUAUCCCCGAUCCCUUACGUAGCUCCGAGUCCGGACUUUUACAACUUCACAUUAUAACGUCGUCCUCAUCCGUUUCCACCGCGACUUGCUGGUGCAGAGAGACGUGAAAAAUAAAGAAGUGGUUCAUAAACCUCGACGACCAUUCAUCUCCCAUCGAAAGAACUACGUAUCAAUUGAAACAAAAAUGGCCUCCCGAAUCCACCGUGUAACCCUGUUCAAAAUUCCCGAUCCCGGGAACCAGAACAAACUGCUGGAGGCUUACAAGGUUCUGGCGAGAGACCAGACCAAGGACGGCAAGCCGUACAUCCCUUACCUCUGCGCGGGCAGGGCGCUCGAGGACGACCGCUCCAAGGGGUACACAGUGGUGGCCAAGAGCGAGUUCGAGACGCUCGAGGACAUGAGGUUCUACGACCGCGAGUGCUCGGCGCACGCGGCGCUACGAAAGACGGCCGCGACACUGGGCCUCGCCGAGCCGCCCACGAGUGCCUACUUCGAGGGCGCGCCGACGGUCCCGAGUGCGUGACGGAAGUUCCCGUCCGGCAUGGGGUUCGGGUUGUUGGAGUUGAGGGUGAGUGCCUGUGUGUCUCGCUCGGAUGGGGAGGAUGACGGGGUGGUACGUGUUCGGAA
Messenger RNA from Phialemonium atrogriseum, 828 nucleotides. RefSeq lists its product as uncharacterized. Lineage: Eukaryota; Fungi; Ascomycota; Sordariomycetes; Cephalothecales; Cephalothecaceae. The transcript has 2 exons. The coding region runs from base 386 to 724 and encodes 112 amino acids. The record is from RefSeq and is a predicted model, not a curated record.